AUGGAAGCAGAAGACGUAGAUUUAGAGAGAAUUUUGCAACGUACAAAAGAGCGAGAAUUACUCAUUGAAAAGGAAAACGCAUUAUUAAAUUGCAAAUUAGAAUCAACGUUGCCACAGACUAGCUCGGAAUUGAUAAUAUCGCGUCCACUUCUGAAUAGGAAUAAGGAGCCGAGCAUUCACCCAAUUUAUCCAACUCAAGAAUUAGAACUAAUGAAAAGAGUUUCACUCGAUAAUUCCCGAAAUCAAUGUUCUGAUUCACUGCACGAUGACGAUACCACAGAUAAAUCAUGUAAUGAAAAACUGCGCGCUCGAUUUGCUGCUCUUGCUGCUAAUGUCGAAAAUUUCGAAUGCGAUAUAAAACCUAUACGCUCCAAAAAAUCAUUCCUGAAAGGACCAUCACCACGUCUGAGUAGUGAUGAUAUGUCCCCAGCAGUACUAUUUACACCUACCCUCAGCUAUUAUCCACCAGCUUCAGUCACCAAGCUUUCAACCAGUUCUUUGCCUCGGAUUAAUGAAGAAAAACCAGUGUGCAAUCUCAAUGAUGAAAAAAUAGCAUAUGCCGAUGAAUCGUUUGACAAAACGAAUGAUCAGGAGGAAAUGACUGCAACAACAGUUGUUUACAGACUAACAGAAUCACCAAAAUCGAACAACUUACUGCGUAAUGUGAGCGAAAAACAUUUGCGAUUUGUGAUACCUGCACGUGAAUUCACCGAGGAUUCUUUAACUGAAAAAUAUCCCGCUGGAACACAGUUGAAAAAUGAUGUGACCGACAAUAAAAAGCUGUCAGAAUUCAAUGCUAACAAUUGUUCCGAGAGUGAAGAGUACGGAAUUCACAAAUUUUUUAGACGCAAAAUAGAAGAACCACUGAAAUCUCCAAGCGAUGUUGGUAACAAUUGUAACAAACGAAAUCUCAGCGAGUCGAAGUUAAGUAAAGGUAUUGAUGAAAUCACGGCAGCUGUAAAUAAUGCCACUGCGACAGUUUCAGUUGAUGGUGAUAAACUAACCCACACAAAACAAAUGGCGAAACAAUUUGAUGAAAAAAUCCAUGAGGAAAGGUUGAAAACAAAAGCUGGUUCCAAAAUCAGUGUCGUGCUUUCGAAGUUCGAACAUCACCAUUCUCAAUCGAGAACAGAAUCUGAUUAUGCUGAAAUUGACACUCGUUCUGCAGACGUGAAAAGUUUACUUGAUAGAUGGGAGGUGUCUUCUACUACUGGUACUCCUUUACAUCCAGAUCAAAAGGAAGAUGAGCUUUUACAGGCUGCAAUGCGGAUGGCAAAAUCAUUUAAACAAAGAAAGAUGAGACCACAGUCAUACUGUGAAACAAAAAGUUCAGUUCAAACUUCUGAUUUUCGACCAAUAUCGACAGCCUGCUCUAUUUCUUCCAUUCAGCCCACCGAAAGUAUACUUCAAGAUUUCGCAAUUAAAAGCGAACAAGAUGCUGUUCAGGAAGAAUUAAGCAAAGUGAAAAUUUCCGACAAAAGUAACGAUGAGCCUAAUCAGCUCAUUGAUGACGCUUUUCAGUUCAUCCAUCGAACACCAGAUAGAAAUUCUUCUCUCAUGUCAGCCAUUCUCAGUACACCUGAAAUUUGUACUUUAUCGUCUCCAACUGCGGUAUCGACUGUUCGUGAGAAUGUUGAGGCACUAGUUCCUCUGGCACAUUCAGUUUCUUUUUAUCGAAGAAAAGAAAAAGAAAACCGAUCGGGGAGUGAAACAGUAGUGCUUGGGCAAUUUACUCCAUCGCCGUUCAGUAGUACUACCGUUCUCAGUCGUGCUAUAUCAAAAACAAAUAUGAAUGAUCGAGCGAAUUUCGAAAUCGAGCGAGCACGUUUAGAAAAGGCAAUCAGUGUGCAACAAGAACAGAUUGUCCAAGCGUCACGGGCGCUGUCAUUUUGCCACAGUACACAAGAAUUUAGAGGAAGUCGUGAAGAGGUUGAUGCACAGCGAGCACUUCUGAUAGCAACGGAACGGAGACGUGCUUUAAUUUUUGUGCUUGAUCGGUUAAUUCAAAAACAUGCAACCGGAGGCGUCCAACACUCUAUUUCAGAUGAACCAAAAGGAAAUUUAACAUUUUCGGAUAUUUCUGUGAAGCUAAUGCGUGAUUUUGUCAAUGGACAUAUCAAUUACCACGAUGAUCAGCUGUUAUUUUACUUCAUCGUGCUGAUACGAUAUGAAGAAACAGUCCAUCAUACAACUUUAACUACCAGCGAUGAAGGCAUUUGUUCUGGAAGACUUGAAUUUCCGCAUUAUAUCCAGUUUCGAUCACUUCCUCAUGAUUUCAGUUGUACAUUGGAAAUUUUUGCUCUCAGAACGCGACGAGAAUUGCUUCGUCAUGAAACGAAAUACCACAUUAAAAGUGGCAAUUCAUUAAAGAAGUCUCAGAAAUCGAUGUUUUCACCAGUUCCAGGACUAGUCUCACUCGGUGGACCAUCAGCAGUAAUAGACCCAUCAUUCCAACGUGUUGGACAUUUAUUACUUAAUAUAUGCAGUGUGAAUAAAAAUAGAUUCCAUCUCUCUGACACUCUUUAUCCACUUGAUGGAGUCGUCGAAAUGAAAGUUCGUUGUUAUGCGGAAGAUUGUGGCACCGUUGGUUAUAAAGGUUUUUUGAGUUUAUAUCAGCCAGUUGAAAACAUUGCUUCAUGGGCUCGAUUCUGGUGUGUGCUUUGGGAUGGGCAGUUACGAUUUUGGCGAUAUCCCGAGGAUGAAAGCACGAAAAUACCAGUAGUAAGUAUUGACUUAAGAACAUGCGCAUGCAACAAAAUUAAACCCAUUCCUGUGGAACGUUGCCCAUAUCCGAACUCAAUGCAAAUCGAUGUCUGGUUACCUAACAACUGUGCGCAAAAGCCGGACAGAAUAAGGAUUCUAAUGGCAGCGGAUCGAAAAGAUGAAAUGCAUUCGUGGCUUAAUGCAAUGAAUAUCUCACUUCGAAAUUUAACACUUUGGUCAUGCCCAUCGUAA
This is a messenger RNA of Brugia pahangi, 2955 nucleotides long. The record is from the annotation of a GenBank genome assembly. NCBI's taxonomy places the organism in Eukaryota, Metazoa, Nematoda, Chromadorea, Rhabditida, Onchocercidae.